CCUACCGCGUUGAGAGACAGCGCACCUACCCACCCCCCGACACACACUCACACCCUGCAACCACCUUCCUCGUCUUCACUCUUCACUCUUGCCUCCUCUUCCUCCUCCUCCAUUCAUUCCUUUCACAUCUGUCGCCUUCAUCUUUCGACUCGGUUGGAUCCCCAUAUCAGCACACACACACACCGCACACAACAACACACCCCACACACUAAUCACUUCACGUCGAACCCCGCACAACCAGACUCGAACCACAAAGAGUCCCCGUUAUCGCGCAACAUCCCACGACCCCUUCCCCCCCACCAAUCUGUCCUCAUUCAACAACCACGCUACAAGGCGCUACAGCGCACAACGGCACACACACUCACACACACACACACACACACAACAACUACCACCUAGACCGCAUCACCAUACACCAACAAACGACGGCAUUUUACCCCCUUUGGACUCACACGCAUCGCACGACACACCCCCAUCACUCAACUUCAUCAUGUCCAUCUCACUCCCCAACGGCACAAUGCUUGCCGCACCCUCAUCCUCGCAGCCCCAAGUGUCCGCUGCCGUCACUCGCAUCCUCCACCUUGCAAACUUCUCCCCAGAGAUCAAGACUCGCGACAUUCAGACAAUCUUCAAGGAAUGGGAGUCGGAAAAGGGCGGCUUCAGGAUCAAGUGGCUUGACGAUGUCAACGCAAUGGUCGUCUUUGCCGACGCCAACGUUGCCAAGCGCGCAUACCUCAACCUCCUGCUCAACCCUCCACCCACGCUGCCAGCACCCGCCACUAUCCGCCCCUAUGACCGACCGGAUGCGGCUCAGGUCAUCCAGUCGCUCGCCGCUCGUGCCAUGGGCCACCGUGCUUCCAUGUCCUCGGCCCUGACAUCUGGCAACUUUGCCAACCUCGUGCGCGACGACGGCGCUGGGCGCUCGGCUUCCAUCUCUGGCCCUGGUGGCCUGAACGGGUUCAAGAUGCCCCUCAACCCGUCCUUUUCGUUUGGCGGCUCGGCAGGUGCUGGUGGCAACGGGCGCGGCGCCGGUCCUUCACACGGCAGCCGCCUCGGAUCCCUCAGCCACCAGCGUACCGGCUCGGCGUCAUCCUCGUGGACGAGGCAGUCUAUGAACGGUGCUCUGAGCUUUGGUGGCGCGGUCAACCCCCCAUCCCUCGGUGCUGCAAGGCUUCCUACCCACUCUGAAGGAUCGUCGGCCGGUCCUCCAUCCCGCUCCACGUCGUCGUCUGGCUCGCACAAUGACCCCAUUGUCGUGUUGGACUCGAGCGCCCAGCUCAAGAGCAUAAACGCCUCGCUUGGUGGCCGUUCCAACGUCAACAAGGGCAGGCGCGAGAGUGUUAGUGCUGAGAAAGCCCUUCGCGAAGUCGAGAAGGCGCUGCAGAGCGUGGAGGCUCAGGGCUAAUCCUCACAGCCGACGUAGUAGUCCAAGUGUGCCAUGUCUGGCCUUGGUCUGUCACUCACUUCCCCCCCAAACCCAACCCCACAUUUUCAUCUCAAACUUCAAUCUCAUUCAGUGUUGUCUUACUUUACCUCGUCUUGCCCAUACUUCAGUUCUCUCCCCUUCAUUCUCUUCUACCUUUUCCCCUUUCACGAGUCAGCCUUCACGUCUGCUCCAUCUGUCGCCACCUCUCUCUCUCUCCCCCACACUCUCGGCAUGACGCUAGUCAUUCCUUUCAAGAUGCAUGUAUCGUGGUGUCGAA
Messenger RNA from Vanrija pseudolonga, 1703 nucleotides. RefSeq lists its product as uncharacterized. NCBI's taxonomy places the organism in Eukaryota, Fungi, Basidiomycota, Tremellomycetes, Trichosporonales, Trichosporonaceae. The record is from RefSeq and is a predicted model, not a curated record. The coding region runs from base 491 to 1405 and encodes 304 amino acids. The transcript has 3 exons.